Bombus huntii is the source of this 4856-nucleotide messenger RNA. RefSeq lists its product as uncharacterized. Bases 2558 to 4255 code for a protein of 565 amino acids. The record is from RefSeq and is a predicted model, not a curated record. The transcript has 5 exons. NCBI's taxonomy places the organism in Eukaryota, Metazoa, Arthropoda, Insecta, Hymenoptera, Apidae.
ACCCACGUUUCCCCAAAUUUUACCUGAUGGAGCAAUAACCAUAAGGAACCUCUUGACUCGUAGGUGUUUUAUGCCAUUUAAACCAAAUACCGAUAAAUCAAAAAGCCUCGUUUUAUGACAGUUCCUUAGGAUUAUUGCGAUCCGCUUAAUUCUAUGUGCUCGCUGGUAGCCGCCUCGGACGCAGAGUCACCGGACGUAACACAGAUAUUUUCUUACAACGAAGCAUACACGUUCGAACGAAAGAAUUUCUUUCAAACACGAAAGAUGACUAUUUGUUUCGAUCGAUGGAAAAAAUUAUAUAUAAAACACGGACGAGAAAUAUGUAAACCUGGUACAUAUCGCAAGAAAGGGGAAAAGUUCACUUUCUCGUUUCUUCCGGAACAGAAUUCUUCUGUCAUUGAUAAAUCAUUCGGGCGGAAAAUCUGCUACGCUUUCCUGCAAACAGAUCGCAAUUCCCCAGAGAAUAACGACGAAUUACCGCUUAAUGGAGGUGAAAAGAAACACGUUCGAAUCGAUUCUCGAGAAAAUACACCUGUCAUAUGUCCGGACUAUGGUAUAUUCACUUUCUUGCCAUUUAUUAAAACGAAACUAUAUUAACGAUGAGGCACAUCAUUAGAAAAAAAAGUGGGUGUCGUAUUAUCGGUACUUUUCCUGUCCUCGAUUCAUAAUAUAGGACGAACAUUAUCCUCGUGUUCUAGCACAUUCUCCCAAGCAUUUUUACCCUAACUACUACUAUGAAAGAACUAAUUCCAUUCGUUGGAGCAUGAAAGCAAUAACUUCUUGCGAAAACUAAACGUUAUUACAUAAUAGCGAAUCGAUGAUCCGCGUAGUCGCGCAUUUACCCGGCGUUGAAGUCUCCGCGCACGUAAUUUCUCCAAAAACUUGCGCCCAGGCUCGUCUAAUAUACAGUCGGAAUUUUAACACGUCGGUUUCCUCCCUAUUCCUUGAAAUGACUUUUCGGCCGUUAACAUGACGCUCGGUAGUACGUAUGAGCUAACAGUGUAUUUGGUGCAUGAAGAGUGAAAGAUAAAGAGCGUGUUUGUGAGCGAUACGCGUUUGUGUUGGAGCAGCUGUUACGAUUGGGGCACGCGUCUCAACGGUCGCAGCAGCUGCCCAGAAAAUUAUCUAUAGUAACCUCGACUGAAGUUCUCUCAUGAUGUUCACGUGAUGAAUUCACCGUAUGUCUUAUAUACGUUUACAACAAAUAUUCUAUUCCUAAGAAAACAAAAAGGUCGGUUUAACGAAAAAGAAUCAAAUUUCGAUUUAACAAACGGUCAAUGAUAAGCAACUACUUCGUUUCAUGAAUGAUAUUAUUUUUUGUAAUCUCUUACGAUACAUAGGUACCUUAAAAGAUUAACAUAAUUCUACAUACGAUAAAAGUUAGAAAAUAUUUACUUCACAGAGAUCUUCGAAAUUACCUGACACGUAAUUAAUUACAUUAAUAAGCUGAGAAAUUAAUAGUUUGGUAAAAAUCCUACGUAUGUGGAUUAAAUAAAUAAGUAAAUAACUUGCAACCUCUAUAUACAUUUCAGGAUUGGUUUGGAACGUUAUCAAUAAAACAAUGAUAUUGUCGUACCUCAUUGCGGUGCUAAUGAAGAUGCGCACAAAGUAAUGUUCAUAAAAGUUACAUCGUAUACAUAUUUUGUGAAAGCAUCGAAAAAUUUGAUUUUUAAACCAUUGAAAUUAAAAUAUGCAGCGGUAUUUAAAAUUUAAAUGUCACGGUAGAGGUGAAAAGGUCGUAUAAAUUCCGCAACACACUAUCGGGGGUAGUAGCAAUAUAGAAAACGUUAGAAGGAACUAUAGGCAUCAGAGUCCCCACCCUGUGAUGCGACACCAGGAUCGCAUUAUGUGAACCCUCUGACAACCCCUCAGGUAAUACGUAGCAUACAUGCACGCUUGUGUGAUGGAAACGGUCGAAGAAACGCCCUUCGUAUAGUACACAUCUGCUCUUGAGGGAACUCAUGUGGCAGUUCGUUGGAAGCAACCGUAGCGUACGGAUCGAACGCAUUUCACCAUUGGACUUUGCUCAACGGAGUCGUCGACUUUUCCAUCAAGUUACCAACAAACUUUUUUACCGUUACGAAGGAAACUUUGGACAAACUAUUUCUUACCAUUUUUGUGAAUAUUAAAAAAAAAUGGUUAAGAAAGAUUGAAGAUCGAGGUGUCUUAAAUCGUGAUAGCAAGGAGAAACAAAUUGAAAGAAGAAAAUGUGCAGGGCAAACCAUAUCUCGAGCCAAGACAUCGUCUCACCACCUAGGCGAACGGUAACAUUCUCCCUGGAAACUUGGACAUCGCCUACCUACGUCAGCAGCGCUUUCCUGAUUCUCAUCAAUCGAAGAAACAAAUCGUAAAUCGGAGGAUAUAAUCCUCCGGUUUAUGUACAAACAAUAAACAACAGCUACUAGAGAUACUAAAUGCGCGUGACGAUCGUCGCGCGCGUCUCGAUAAAUACUCGUUCGUUUACAUCCAGUGUCGCACGCGGACUGUUAAAGAUAGCGUGCCUCGUGAAACUAAGUGAAACGGGUACCAAGCAAAGUUGCAACCUAGAAAGGAUAAAAUGAUGGAUCAAAUAACGGAACUAGUUCCUGUGCAUUGUUACACGAACCCCUCGUUUUGCCGCCAAUCGGAAUACAUACCCGAGGAUCAUUCCGAUGACCUACCACCACCACCUCAAUUUCAAAGUGGUGACGAUUUACCACCACCACCUCCGCCAUUGCAAUUGCAGUGCAACAUAGGUCAAAGUAACCCUGCGUUUCAAGAACCUACCGAGGGUAGAAUCGAAAACAGCGACGGUAAAGACAACAGAUAUUGUUACCUCGAGAGUAACAGCAGUGUUGCGCAUCGAAGAUAUGGAAGCGUUCCAGUGGAGGGACACCGCGCGAUAUACAGCCAAAGGUCAAGGUACGAGUACAUACAGGACGAGCAGAGGGAUCAGAUACAGAGGAGGGGUUCUUUGAGGUACGAGUUCAUUCCACACCAGCAGGUGCAACAACGUUCUGCACCGGCGACCAACCAAGACGAUGGGAGGGAACUGCAGAUGCAAAGUUGUCGGAACAACGGCGGCAGAUACGCUGUUGUACCGGGUGAUCAGGAUUACCAGGACGAAGAAAUCGAGUGGAACAGCGCAAAGCACGUGUCGUCGGUGCAGAGUCAUAUUAACACGCCACAGGGUCGUUAUACCAGAGUGCCUUUGCAAGAAGAAGACCCGCCAGCUCUACCGGAACGAAACGCCCAGGAGCUGUCGGUUUCCCCGAGAAAUAACUUAGCCACGCAAAAACUGCACGAGAUAUUGACUACUCCGAGGAAGCCUCGAUCCAGGUCCGAGGAGAGGACUCUAUCUCCAAAGAGACAACAGUCGUUCAAUCAAACCGGUACGCCACAAAGAAGAGCACUCACACCAGGUGGUUCCCCGACUGGUCGAACGUUCAGCCCUACUCGUUGCACGCCUCAAGGAACUCCACAAAAUCGUACGUUCUCCACGAGACCUCAAACAUCCACCCCGAACAAGGAGCCAUCUGCACGACGAUGUCUACCGUUAUUGGAAAACCCGACUCGACAACAGGAACUCUGUCCAGCCAGCAACUGUGGAAGACUACGAUACGUUGGCACGGCACCGAUCGACCUUGUCACGAUGGGUCACGGUGAUCCACCGCCUCGUUACGCGUACGUGGAAAAUGGACCAGAAUCUAUGCCGAUGGUGUCCGGUUCACCUAGGUAUCAAGUGAUACCUACAGGACAGAAAAGGAACGGAUACCAAAGCGUAGAAAGUGCUUUUAUUGCUAGAACCGCGGUGGUACCACCACUGUCACCACCCAACAGUGACGCAAAUACAACCUUGGCCAGCGGCGUGGAGAAAAACGACAGAAAAAACGCGCCGCUCUUAUUACUUUUGGUUGGUAUUUUAACCUGCGGUUUGGCCCUGUACUUGUCUUGGACGCAGGGAAGAAGAUAUUAUUACGACAGUGCCGCGGGUUGCGGCGUCUGCUGUGCCUUAGCUGGCGCCUGUAGGACGCUACGAAAGACUUGGACAGGACUCGCGCUUGCAGGAUUAUCGGCACUGAGCUGUGCAGGACUUUUGCUACUUGCUGCCAAAUCCCCUAAAUCUGGCACCCCUCUCCACGAUGUCACGGCCGGUGCUUUGUGUGGAGUUUCCUUACUAGGUGCUAUUUUGGCGUUAUUCGCGCUUCUGUCACCAAGGUGCAAUUUAGGACGACACAGAAGGGUGCAUUCUUGGAUUCCUCGGCUUUCACCCUGAUUUUCGCAUUCAGAUUGUCUAAUCGCGUGUUCUCGAUAUAUAUAGAAUAUGAUACACCUGGCAAAUUUCAACAAUUUGAAAUUAUGUCAGGGUCAAGGUCCUCGAUGAUUUCACCAAUACAUGCAAUUAGUUUCAAUGACAUACGUAAAGGUAUUUUCCAUUCUACAUAUACUUCUAAGGUUUAGGACAGAUUUAACAUAGGUUUGCGGUAGAUUUUCAUUUAAAAUAUUUGUAAUUUAGGGAUAUAGCAUGCAGUACUCAAAAUACUUCUGCGUAAAUCCUUGAAACCAAAGAUGGCUACUACAUAUAUUGGUGAAACGUACCUCAAAGUCAUAGAAAUUGUUGAGCUGUAGCCUGUUCUUUAUUCUGUAAUUAUAAUUAUUUUUGCGCAGUGAAACGUUGUCUGACCAGGCAUAGAAAUCCUAGUCUGCUGUUUUGUCAAGAAUAUUUUAUAGUUACGUAUAGUUACGUUCUAUAGUUACGUAUCGUUAUCUGAAGUGAAACAAAUUGAUAAUAUGUGCUCGCAACAAUUACCCAAGUACGAUACUUUGUAUUUUUGUAAAACCCUGUAUAUUUUCUAUCGAUUUUUAAAUAAAACAAU